AUGUCCCUCUUUGGCGACCAUCAUGCAAUUCCCCCCCGAAACCUGCACAAAUGGCCAAGAUGCGGCACAAAAGCUGGAAUGCCAUGGGCUGACUUUGCGGGACGCCUGCAGAUUUUGUUCGCAACCGGCGACACCAUGGCGCAGCAAAUCGUCGAGCGCAAGGGCGUAAAGAAUCAUGAGUGGGAUCGCACCGCCCGCAUGGCCGCCUACGGCGGUGCCAUCUUCGGCCCGGCCGCGACGACGUGGUUCAAGGCGCUGCAGCGUAUCCAGUUGAAGUCGACCAACGGCACCAUCCUGGCCCGCGUCGCCGCCGACCAGCUGCUCUUUGCUCCUGCCAACAUGUGCCUCUUCCUGUCGACCAUGGCUGUGCUCGAGGGCGGCAAGCCCAAGGACAAGCUCAACUCGACCUACUGGCCCGCGCUCAGCAAGAACUGGAUGGUUUGGCCCUUCGUGCAGGUCGCUAACUUCAAGUUUGUCCCGCUUGAGCACCGCGUGCUGCUAGUCAACGUCAUUUCUCUCGGCUGGAACUGCUAUCUCAGCUUCCUCAACAGCCAGGGCGGAGCCACAGCUGCUGGCUCCGAGGCCGGGUCCUUGGCAGCCGAGAAGAUGGAAUGA
This is a messenger RNA of Diplodia corticola, 615 nucleotides long. RefSeq names its product integral membrane mpv17 pmp22 family. The transcript is spliced from 3 exons. Lineage: Eukaryota; Fungi; Ascomycota; Dothideomycetes; Botryosphaeriales; Botryosphaeriaceae. Gene Ontology annotation, cellular component: membrane; cytoplasm; mitochondrion. The record is from RefSeq and is a predicted model, not a curated record. Bases 1 to 615 code for a protein of 204 amino acids.